Messenger RNA from Paramecium pentaurelia, 1197 nucleotides. The record is from the annotation of a GenBank genome assembly. NCBI's taxonomy places the organism in Eukaryota, Ciliophora, Oligohymenophorea, Peniculida, Parameciidae.
AUGAGUGAUUCAGAUUCAGAUGAUUAUGAAGUCAAUAAUUUCAUCUAAUCAUUUAAUAAUAAAUAAAGAAAAGAAGGAAUAGAUAAUUUUAAUCCUUAUAAAUAGAAUGGUUCUAUGUUAGAUGAUAAAUAUGGAAAAUAAUAUUAGAAUAUAUAAGACAAAUUCAAUCCUAAAUAUCCAUUAAUGAAUGGAAAAGAUUUUGAUCAUAGAAUUGAAAAAAAGAAGAUUAAUUCUUAUUGGACUAUUGGUGAAGAUGUUCUUUUGUUAUAAUUGGUUGAACGCUUUAAAACAGAAGAUUGGAAACUCAUAUCAGAUAAAAUAAAAACCAAAGAUCAUAUUGAAUGUUCGAGAAGGUAUACUAUGAUUAGAGAACCAGAAGAGUUUGAAGAUGAAGAAGAAGAGGUAGAUCUAACAUGGACACCAAAAGAAGAUUCUCUUUUAAUUUUUACAUAUCGCAAACAUAAAGGAAACUGGAUUAAGAUUUAGUAAAGAUUUCCACAUAGAGAUAGACCAUCACUUUAAAAAAGAUGGUCUGAAAUAGCAUAUAUAUAAUAAUAAGCACCUACUAUAUUUUGGGAUAUUGAAAGAGAUACUCGAAUUAUUUCUAAUUUCUUGAAUUCUGCUAAAUUUAAUGAUAUUGCUUCUGAUUUAAGUAUUAAAGAGGAGUCAAUUGAAAAUAGAUUUCAUUUCAUAAUAGCCAAAUUAAGUGGUUAACUUGAAAAAAGAGGAGUCAAAGUAGAAUUACCUAAAAAGGUUUUAGAUUCCAUUUAAUUUCCUGAAACUUAAGGAUAAUUAACAAUACAAACAAAAUAAUAAACUGUAGAUAUUCCUAAUGAUUAACAUUAAUAAAAUGAUAAAUUUACUAUUGAUGAUAUUUUGAAUGAUUAAAAACAUUAAGAAUUAAAUGGUGGAAUAAACAGUAAAAUUGAAAAUUAAACUAAAUUUGAAUUGCCUAUUUAAUAAACAUAAAUUUUAACUCAUAUCAAUGAUUAAAUUAAAUUGAAUGAUGAAUAAAUAACAUAAAAUAAUCAUUAAGAUACUCAAUAAACAUAAGAAGAAUAGAAAUUAGGAGAAUAGAAAGAAAGAUUAUUAAUAAAUGAAACUCUUUUAAUGAUAAAAAAAAGUUUAGAACAAUAGAAUUAACACUUUGAUUCCUUAUAUGAUAUUAAAGAUCUAUUAUUAUAAAAUGUAAUAUGA